Messenger RNA from Trichomycterus rosablanca, 1469 nucleotides. It is a transcript of the gene slc25a44a, whose product is annotated as solute carrier family 25 member 44a. The coding region runs from base 216 to 1169 and encodes 317 amino acids. Gene Ontology annotation, biological process: branched-chain amino acid transport; branched-chain amino acid catabolic process; transmembrane transport. NCBI's taxonomy places the organism in Eukaryota, Metazoa, Chordata, Actinopteri, Siluriformes, Trichomycteridae. Gene Ontology annotation, cellular component: mitochondrion. The transcript is spliced from 4 exons. The record is from RefSeq and is a predicted model, not a curated record. Gene Ontology annotation, molecular function: branched-chain amino acid transmembrane transporter activity.
AGCAUGACAUUUAAUAGAGGCGGCCAGUAAGCCUGUAAAAGCUAGAAUAUUGCUUCUUUUUAUAAUGUUAUAAACACGGCGUCCAAGCUGCUUAGACAUUAUGGAGUACAGUAGAUAGCUAUGCCUGUGUAAGACGCUCAGCUGUAAAGAAAAGCAGGUUGAUGGGGAGGUGCUGUUCGGAGCCUGUCGAAUGAAGGUUGCCUGUAGCUGCCGCCAUGCAGCCGACCCGGAACAUCCGGAUCAUAGAAUGGGAGGACCUGGACAAGAGAAAAUUCUACUCUCUCGGUGUGUUCAUGACAUUCACCACACGCGCCACAGUCUACCCCUUUACCUUGAUCCGGACUCGGCUGCAGGUCCAGAAGGGAAAGUCUCUUUACAGCGGCACCUUCGAUGCUUUCUUUAAGAUCCUAAAGGCUGAAGGAGUGCAGGGACUGUACCGGGGCUUCAUGCUUAACACUUUCACACUAAUCUCAGGUCAGGCCUACAUCACCACGUACGAGCUGGUGAGAAAGUACGUGUCUCAGUAUUCCUCCAGCAAUACCCUCAAGUCUCUGGUGGCUGGUGGCUGCGCCUCACUUGUGGCUCAGAGUAUCACUGUGCCCAUUGAUGUGGUCUCUCAGCAGCUUAUGAUGCAGGGUCAGGGAGAACAUCUCACACGAUUUAAGCUCAAGGCCAAGAUGGCUGUGGCCACAUCAAAACACAAAGUGACAUUUGGACAGACGCAAGAUAUUAUGGUGCAGAUUUUUGCUGCAGAUGGAUUCCGGGGCUUUUAUCGUGGCUAUGUGGCGUCACUCCUCACCUACAUCCCUAACAGUGCCGUCUGGUGGCCUUUUUAUCACUUUUAUGCAGAGCAGCUAUCCAAGCUGGCCCCCUCCAACUGCCCUCACCUUCUCCUGCAGGCCGUGGCUGGACCUAUGGCUGCAGCCACCGCUUCCACUCUCACCAACCCCAUGGACGUAGUGAGAGCCAGAGUGCAGGUGGAAGGCCGUGCAUCAGUGAUUGAGACAUUCAAGCAGCUUAUGGCUGAGGAAGGCACAAGGGGAUUGACAAAGGGUCUUUCUGCACGGAUCAUCUCCUCACUGCCCACCUCCCUCCUUAUUGUGAUAGGCUAUGAGACACUGAAGAGGCUGAGUCUGCGGCCUGAGCUGGUCAAUACCAGACACUGGUGAAGGGCAGCGUUGACUCUCUUUUUAAUCCUUUCCUUUCUGUCUUUUAAAAGUUGCCUUUUAAUAGUUGGUCAGACUGUGGAUUAUACAAUAAGAAAAAUGGGACGGGGACCAGGAAUAAUUGUGGGUUAUACUGUGCCGUUUUUCCUCCUUUUUGUGUAUUUUGUAUAUGUAAAUCGUUCAUUAACCACAGAAUUUGAUAAAAAUGUUUUUGCAUUAUAUGUUCAGAGAAAAUAUUUGAUGUAAAUGUUUGAUGAAAUCAUCUAUCGUGAAACUAUUCAAACUCACUAAUAUAAAAUAAGA